UCACUGUCAUGUGACUGAUGUUUUUGCUCGUACGCUUCCGCCUUCGGUGUUUCCCCCUGUCAUGUGGAUGUCAGAAAUCUAAACCGACAAUCUCUGGAGUUUAAAUCUGCACAGAGACUUUUCCAGAAAUCUGUGCCGGGAGUGCGAACAGCAAAGACUCUUUCUGAGGGCGUUCUGUCAGGCCGAAGCAUCCCAGCAGAGCGAUGGCGGACGGGGAACGGUCGCCGCUGCUCUCCGACCAGCACGACGGGACCAACGGCUUUUCUCCUGUGGGGAGCUCCCAUGGAUAUCCGACAAAACCGCAGAGUUUGGUGCCGUUCCCCAGCUCGGUGGUACCAGGCGAGCCUCCACCCCCCUACUCGCCACAGGGCAGCCCCGACAGCAGCAGCGCACCGGUCAUCAACUGCCGGGUCUGUCAGAGCGCCAUAUCUGUGGAGGGCAAGACGCACCAGCAUGUGGUGAAGUGCAGCAUAUGCAACGAAGCCACGCCGAUAAAGAACGCCCCCGUUGGAAAGAAGUAUGUCCGCUGUCCUUGUAACUGUCUGCUGAUUUGCAAAGUCACAUCGCAGAGGAUCGCCUGUCCAAGACCAUACUGCAAACGCAUCAUCAACCUGGGACCAGUUCACAUCGGCAGGGAGAAUCCUGAACCACGACAUCAGCCCGUCGGCAUCCGGGUCAUGUGUGGUCACUGCUCCAACACGUUCCUGUGGACAGAGUUUUCAGACAGAACUUUGAUCCGAUGUCCACACUGCAGAAAGGUCUCCUCUAUUGGUCGGCGGUACCCCAGGAGGAGGAGCCUGCUGUGCUUCAUGCUGUUCGUCGUCUUCACUGCCUCAGCUGUUGGACUUAUGGUUGGUACGUGGAAGUCCGCUCAGAACUCUAAAGGGAUCUAUACCUCAUGGGUGCUGCUGAUCCUGCUCGUUGUGUUCGCCCUGGCGAGGACCAUCUACUGGAGGUGUCUGAAAAUCAGCGACCCAAUAUCCAACAUCACAUAGAGAGAGAGAGAGAGAGAGAGAGAGAGAGAGGGUGAGGAGGAGGAGGAGGAGGAGGGAAAGAGUUCACAGGGAGGUGAGAAGCAGAGGUGACUGAAAGUUGAUGAAGGGAACAAGAAUAACGACAAAGAGAUGACCAGAUGCACGAAAGAUAGUAGAAAAUUCCACAUGCAUAUCAGAAAUAUGAUUUGCUAAUUGUCAGAAAGUAGGACACUGAGGCUUUUCAGGGUCUCCAAUAUCUUCUUCACCAUCUCAAAUUGGGUAUGGUUGUUAGACAUUGUGAAAACAAAGGUUGGAGAGAAGAAGAGGCUUGUUAGAGAUGAAGAUGGACGGGCUUGACAAAAGAGAGAAGGAAGGAAAAUGUGCUUGAAUUUUUUUGUUUUAAGUUUAAAUUUUUUUCAGUUUGGAUCGAUUGAGGGUUGAAUGCAGUGAAGGUGGUGUUUUAGUUAGCCUUUAAGUUAUAUAAUCAAACCAAACAAGAGCAAAACAAUAAUUAAUCCUAAUCAAACCGGACAUGUUGGAGGGAAGAGACGAGACAUGCUUUUUUUUUGUUGUUUCUUAAAUGAAAUUCCUUUGACGUAACUCUUCAGCCUGUGUCACUUCAUCCAGCUGUGCAUUUUCUGGAUGCAAACCAAGAAGUAUGCUUUUUGCACGGAGCCAUGUGUGUGUUCUGGUUUGGGGCAUUGUUAGUCACAUGGAAAUUUCAAACACGUUUACUAAGAGGCAGAUUAUUAGGGUUAAAACUUGAUUCAACUGCUGUAAAUGUUUUAUUAAUGCAGGAAGUCUUUCCUUCAGUCCAAGGAGAGUUUAUUUAAGACGUGCUUGUUGUAAAAUAAAAUAAACAGAUGAUAACAUACGUAAUAUGCUGAGGGAAAUGUAGGUGAAAUACAAGGGGAAGUUUCUAAGUGAGUAUUAUGGCCGUGGGUUCAGAGUUAGAGGUAUGAUUUUCGCUCGUCAGCACUCGGAUCAUCUCACUCCUGUUUCGUUUCGUUUGAAAAUGAUUUGUGUCAAAGAAACGGACAAAACGACAGCUCGUCCAGGAAAUUGGCUAAAAUAUCACAACAUGUACGAAUUCAGAAGUAAACUCUUCAUAUUCCACUAAAUGCUUUUAAACUAAAACCCCUAAGUGCAAUUUUAGCAGUUUGAGUGUCUGAUAUAAACCACUCUGAAGCGCACGCAGGGAACCUUUUUUAAAUUAGCAUCCAUCUGCUUUGGAUCAAACUGAAAUGAGUUGACUCACCAGUAAAAACCUGUUGGUGUCUGUUGACGUGUAAAUACAUUCAGUGGAUGUUGAUUAUUUUGGACUGUACAGAAUUAUCAGAGCUGUUGCUUCCCUCUUGUGGCUGAUUAAUGUAAGUACCUGCUGACUGUGAAACAUGUUGCACUACAUUGUACUGAUAUACUACUGCUGUAUGUUUUUGUCGAUAUUAUUGAGGCGGCUGGAAUUGUUUUUCCUUUUUGUAUAAUGUGAAACAAAGUAAUACUUUUAACGAGG
Molecule: messenger RNA, 2487 nt
Organism: Scatophagus argus
Lineage: Eukaryota; Metazoa; Chordata; Actinopteri; Scatophagidae
Product: type I phosphatidylinositol 4,5-bisphosphate 4-phosphatase-A-like
Exons: 7
Coding region: 204-995 (263 amino acids)
Biological process (GO): phosphatidylinositol dephosphorylation
Cellular component (GO): late endosome membrane; lysosomal membrane; phagocytic vesicle membrane
Molecular function (GO): phosphatidylinositol-4,5-bisphosphate 4-phosphatase activity
Source: RefSeq, a predicted model, not a curated record